UCCCUUCCAUGUACCGGGGCGAGAGUGAAAGUGUACGCCAGCUUUAUCCCGGCCAGUUGCUUCAGUCUGUUCCCGACGGCUGACACACUCUGGACUACCACAAGCAAGAAAGAUGAACUUCGUUCUGCGGAUAACGCUGGGGCUCUCCGUGCUAUGGAUAUCCGAAGCCAUAGGGCAGAGGAGGCCGCCGAAUUACAGCCAGGACCAGAUGCCAGUGACUUCGUUCAGUUGCAGGGACAAAAUACUCGGCGGUUAUUACGCCGAUCCCGAGACCGACUGCCAGAUGUUCCACGUCUGUGUCAAAGUGCCCGGCCUCGGGGUCCAGGACUACAAGUUCCUCUGUCCGAACGACACGUCAUUCGAUCAGGAGAACCAGAUAUGCGACGACUGGUACAACAUCGACUGCGAGGCGGCGACCCUCUUCUACUCGGACAAUUUCGACCUUUACAGGAUAGGAAGCGAGUCGUCGAGGGUGAAGGAAGUCCCUCGCCUCCCCAACAAUAACAUCAACAACGCCGUCUCGGACCGUGACGACGACUACUUGCAGAGGAACGACCGCGGUGAGAACGUCGGUUCCGAUCUUCUCAGAGGGAGCCACUCCGGCAACUUCUUUUCGAACAAAAACAGAGGCAAAGAAGAUGAAGACUUCGAAGAGUCGAAAAAGAAGAAACCUGCCAACGGCAAGUCGAACGUGAGGAAGCUUCUCACCGGGAAACGUCCCAUUCCCAGCACGACACAGGCCACAUACCAUGCGACGAGCCAGCCCAGGACGUACCUCGCCGGUAGGAACCGGGUCACGUCCAAUUUCAACAAAGUACCGACGGAAGCUCCUUUGAGGCAGACGGAGGUGUACAACCAGAACCAAAGGCAGAACUACAAUCAGAGGAACUACAAUCCGACUACCCAGAACCCUCAACAGCAGCAGUACUACAACCCGACCACCCAGAAGCCUCAGCAGCAGCAGUACUACAACCCGACCACCCAGAAGCCUCAGCAGCAGCAGUACUACAACCCGACCACCCAGAAGCCUCAACAGCAGCAGUACUACAACCCGACCACCCAGAAGCCUCAGCAGCAGCAGUACUACAACCCGACCACCCAGAAGCCUCAACAGCAGCAGUACUACAACCCGACUACUCAGAAGCCUCAGCAACAGUACUACAACCCGACUACUCAGAAGCCUCAGCAGUACUACAACCCGACGACCCAGAAGUCUCAGCAGCAGCAGUUUUACAACCCGACCCAGCCCCCGAAGACCAACUAUUACGAAAAUACCCAGAACUACAACGCCCAGGCGACCAACUUCAACUACAGCCCUACGACUCAGAAGCAGCAGAACUUCCAGACGACGAGACAGCAACCGCCGACUACGGCGAAACCUUACAGCCAGCAGCAGUUCUACAACCCGACGACCCAGAAGCAGCAACAGUUCUACAACCCGACGACCCAGAAGCAGCAACAGUUCUACAACCCGACUACCCAGAAGCCUCAGCAGUUCUACAACCCAACUACACAGUCCACCGAAGCCCAGUCCGUUGACACCAACUACGAGACUCAGAAGCUGUUCAGGCUCAACACCCAAGGGUUCAACAACGCGAACCAGUAUGACGAGCCGAGCAACGGCGAGUUCCUCAAGACGGCCCCGAGCCAGAACCUCGGCGCUAGCAAUUUCAACAGGGUCCAGAACAGUUAUAAGACGUUCAACGCGUCCGUCUCCUCGAGCUACAACUUCAUAAGCCCGUCUACGACCCAGAAGACGACCCCCAAGCCACAGACGACGCAGAACUACAACCCAACGACUCAGAGGCAGCAAACGCAGAAGCAGACGACGCAGAAAGCCUUCCAGCAGCAGUUCUUCAACCCGACGACUGCCAGGCCUCAGCAGAACUUCUUCAUACCCAACUCGACUCCCGCGAAGGGUAGGGGUUCAGCGGCGCACCAGACCGACGCGACCGAGAAGCCCAGACCUUUCACAACCCUUAGCCCAGUCCCUGCGAAAGAGGCCAAAGAAAAAGAACAGUACGACUACGCCUACUACGACGACGCAGCACACCCAGAGUACGAGAACAUAGACGCACUCGACUUCGCGAGAACGAAAUCAAAAAAACAAUAACCAAGUCCAACCAUAAGAAGGUUUCAAUUUUAUAAAAAAAAAACCUUGUAUAUAACCAACCUAUACAACUGUAUAAAUAACGGGUGAAAAGAGAAAUCGUGUAAAUUGAACGUUUUUGUAUAAAUAUGCCAAACCCCAAGAGCCUAGGUUAGGGUGACAUAAGAGAAAAACCCCGCAAAGAAAUUAUUUUGUACUUUUAUUUUACUAAUUAUAACGUUUUUGUUAUAAA
This is a messenger RNA of Cimex lectularius (bed bug), 2342 nucleotides long. RefSeq names its product probable basic-leucine zipper transcription factor Q. The coding region runs from base 113 to 2113 and encodes 666 amino acids. The transcript has 6 exons. Gene Ontology annotation, cellular component: extracellular region. The record is from RefSeq and is a predicted model, not a curated record. NCBI's taxonomy places the organism in Eukaryota, Metazoa, Arthropoda, Insecta, Hemiptera, Cimicidae. Gene Ontology annotation, molecular function: chitin binding.